AUGAAGUCGGUAUUUGCAAGACAAUCAUAUCUAAAAUACGUGGCAAUAGCACUAACUGUUCUCGUGAUAUAUACCUUGACCCAUAACAAUAGCCAGAUUUCAAGCUAUGCAAAUUUAUCCACAACUACGACAACCACUCCGGCAAACCAGGCAUCUCAAAUUCAUCAGAACUCCCCUGGUGGUCAGAAUCAACAGGAACCCAUAAAAGUGCCCGAGGAGAUCAAGAAGGAAACACCGCAAAAGGAUGUCGAAGGAGAGGUUUUGAGUGAAGACCGAGUCGCAAAACCCAAGGAAGAACAACUGAAACAGGGCUUGGCGAUACAGAAGCAAGAGCAAGAUGCUGCUGCUGCUGAAGAUGAAGCCAAGGCACAAGCUCCAGCAUCUAAAGAGAAGGCAAAAGAUUCAGAUGUAGCGAACAGCAAUUCAGCAAUCAAGUUUGAUCUGGAUUCAGACGCAGCUGCUGGUGCUGUAAAGUACCAGCGUAUGAAUGCUACCUUUGUCACAUUAGCCAGAAACAAAGAACUAUUCGAGUUGGUGAAAUCGAUUCGAGAAGUUGAAGAUCGAUUUAAUCGCAAAUACAACUACGACUGGGUCUUUUUAAACGAUGAGGAAUUCACUCAGGAGUUUAAAGACUUGACGUCGGCAAUUGUGUCGGGCAAGACCAAAUAUGGUUUGAUCCCCAAGGAGCACUGGUCGUAUCCUGACCACAUUGACUUGCAAAAAGCCGAAGAAACGAGAAAAAAUAUGAAAUUGGCCAAGAUCAUCUAUGGCGACUCGGAGUCCUAUAGACACAUGUGCCGAUUCGAGUCGGGGUUUUUUUUCAGACAUAAACUAUUGGAGGAUUAUGAAUGGUAUUGGCGAGUCGAGCCCGAUAUCAAAAUCUAUUGCGACUUAGAUUAUGAUUUAUUUAAAUUCAUGGCAGAUAACAACAAAGUCUACGGAUUCACCAUUUCGAUCCACGAGUUUCAAAAGACCAUUCCCACGUUAUGGCAAACCACGAAGGACUUCAUUAAACAAAACCCGCAGUUCUUGGCCGCCAACAACUUUAUGGACUUUAUUUCCGAUGAUGGCGGAGACACCUACAACUUGUGCCAUUUCUGGUCCAAUUUCGAGAUUGCCAAUUUGAACUUUUGGCGGUCGGAAGCUUACACUAAAUAUUUCGAGCAUUUGGACAAGACCGGCGGCUUUUUCUAUGAACGAUGGGGCGAUGCACCCAUACAUUCCAUCGCGGCAUCCUUGUUUUUACCCAAGGACAAGAUCCACUAUUUUGAAGAUGUCGGUUACAGACACCAGGUAUAUGGACAAUGCCCAUUGAAUCCCGAGUUUAGAUACAAGCACAGGUGUCAUUGUAAACCAGCCGAUGACUUUACGUUCAGAGGGUACUCCUGUGGCAAAAAGUAUUUUGAAAAAAUGGGGUUGACUAAACCGAAGGAGUGGGAAGACUAUCAAUAG
Molecule: messenger RNA, 1452 nt
Organism: Lodderomyces beijingensis
Lineage: Eukaryota; Fungi; Ascomycota; Pichiomycetes; Serinales; Debaryomycetaceae
Source: the annotation of a GenBank genome assembly